ACUAGUAUGAAACCUUCGAGAUAGUGGAGAAGUUUUACGACUCCUCCUUCAAGAGGCCUCGGGCGGUGGCCCAGGUGAGAGGCGGGCUCAUCUUCCUAUUGGACGAUUCCCAGCUCCUUCCUCUCGACGUCAACCAGUAUGCAGACUCACUGAGGAAGUACGCAGAGAGCAUCGCGCAGCUGGCACAGAGACACCCAGAGGAGAUGAAGAUGUACGAGGUGUCGUUUGCGUCCUUGUUUUCUGCUGCGGAGAACUUCACUGUUGCAGCCAGGGACUUCCAUGAGCGCCUACAGACUCUCAACAAAGCAGAUCCUCUGCAGGUUCGCAUCAUGAAUGAUCAGUUCAUGUAUCUGGAGAGAGCCUUCAUAGACCCCCUGGGCUUACCUGGCAGACCCUUCUACAGGCAUGUAAUUUUCGCUCCCAGCAGCCAUAAUAAAUACGCAGGAGAGUCUUUCCCCGGGAUCUUUGAUGCAUUGUUUGACAUCGAGAACUCAGCCAAUCCACAGAAGGCCUGGGAGGAAGUCAAGCGUCAGAUCAGCAUAGCAGCAUUCACUGUUAAUGCUGCUGCCAUGACACUAACACCACCUGCGUGAAUAAGGCACAGUUUAAAGCCGUGUGAUGGAGCUAUCUAUUGACAAUUGUGUUAAAACACCAGACUGUGAAGAGAAGGAAUACACUGCCUCCUGCAACACACAGAGAUGGACAAUUACUGUUUUCUGGUUUUCUGAAUCAGUCAAGUUCCAGGAACAUCCGGAGCUCAGCGAUACAGUGACUCUCUGAGCGCCAUC
Messenger RNA from Epinephelus fuscoguttatus (brown-marbled grouper), 788 nucleotides. RefSeq names its product putative N-acetylated-alpha-linked acidic dipeptidase. Gene Ontology annotation, molecular function: carboxypeptidase activity. Bases 204 to 593 code for a protein of 129 amino acids. The transcript is spliced from 4 exons. Lineage: Eukaryota; Metazoa; Chordata; Actinopteri; Perciformes; Serranidae. The record is from RefSeq and is a predicted model, not a curated record.